GCUUACACAGUAUUAAUACACCAGUCGUAGUAACGGCUCGAAUUGCUCGCACGCUUAGCAUACAUGGUUUCGCUCGGUGGGGCGCACACCGCUGCGCACGUUGCGAGGCGCCAGCGGGCGCCCGCAUUUGUAACGGCUAAUCGCGCGCGCUGUGGCGUCAUUGCACUGGCGUCGCGCGCGAAGAAGCUGGAUUCCAUUCAGCGGCGGUCGCGGCUCGACGUGCAGGGCUACUCUGGGCUUGUCUUCACGCAUGUAUUCGCUACAGCUGCAACGGCACUAGCACUAUAUAUGGCGAUCCAGGGCGAUAUCCAGCAGGGUUUCCAGGACCUGAAGGGGGACAUAGCAGACCUGAAGGCGGACAUAACAGACAUGAAGACAGACAUAAGGGCCAACAGUGGCAGGCUCGACAAUUUGAACGCCAGCUUUGGUCGCAAGUGGCGCGACUAGACCAAUACGGUUGACAGGCACGAGCCAUCUGCGGGGUGACGGGCAGCGCUGCCUGCAAGUGGUGAUUCCGUUUGGUGGCUCGCGUGCCCGCGAUGUCCAAGUGUGCCAACACUGCGGGACUAUGUGGGGCGGCCGCGGCGCCAACUGUGCGACGAAGACGCGGCACGCGCUGAUGGAGAUGCUGCUUGGUAGAGCGCGACCUGCGGCCCUGCGCCACGGUGGCGGCGGCGGCGAUGGUGGUGGUGGCGGGCCUGGCCCCACCAGUGCAGCGGCGGCGGCGGCGGCAGCAGCAGCAGCAGGGGCAGCAGCGGCACAUGGCCUGGCGGCAGCGGCGGCAGUUGCGGCGAGCAUGUGCGUAGUGGAGGGGGCGAGCAAGGCCACGUGGAGGAGGAGAGCGCGGCGCCGCCCAAGCCAGCGCGCAGGUUGAGGCCGGCCGGUGUCUAGUUAGGGUCUUUGCCGGCGAGCGCAGUAAAAUGGUAGACCGCAGCAGUGAGCAGUGUUGUGGCUAGAGAAUUUUCGGCCGUUUGGUUCAUUGCUGGCUGUGUUUGUGUUUGUGCCUGACAGCGGGAUGUGGUUGCACGCGUGGCGGGCCGUGCCUGUAUGAACCGACCCCUGCAGCGUUUCAUCGCUGCUAACAGUCUAUCAGCUGCUCGCACGGGUUGUCUUAUGUAUGUUAAAUUUUGAGACCAUGCAGGAUGGCUAUGUGGAGAACUGGAGACACCGCCAUUGCUUUUGCAGUUUACUACUGUACUACUUGCGGGGUUUUCCGUGUGGUUAGUCAGGUGGUGGUUGUAUUUGCGCGUCAGCCUUGUGUGUCAGCGUGUGUAUGGGGGGCCUGGUGUACGUUUGAACGCCGUGGGCAACAAUUCAUGGGCUGCAACGUGGCAAUUUAGCAUGUUACGGGAGAUGCUGCAGUGA
Messenger RNA from Chlamydomonas reinhardtii, 1365 nucleotides. RefSeq lists its product as uncharacterized. The record is from RefSeq and is a predicted model, not a curated record. The transcript is spliced from 2 exons. NCBI's taxonomy places the organism in Eukaryota, Viridiplantae, Chlorophyta, Chlorophyceae, Chlamydomonadales, Chlamydomonadaceae. Bases 626 to 874 code for a protein of 82 amino acids.